CAUGCCGUCAUAAAGACCCCAGGAAUGUCGGUGACGCCCUGGAUACUCUGUGGACAUAAUCAAAGGCGUGCCGCAGGCGUAUUUAGUGACGACGCGACGUCUUACUUGGGGUAAAAACUGACGAACUUUCACAAAGAGAAGACCUUUCCAACCAAACUGUUAGUGUUGUAACUCUGUGCUCUCUAAGAUGGCAGCGGUCGGUCUGGUUCAGUUGUUGAUGGUGGCUUUUCUGUGGGGACAAGCCAGUGGACAAACAACAGCAAUAAUGUCAACACCGAAUGGCAGUACAGGUGGAGUGGUGACUACAGCUGCGGGUGGAAUGACGACAGCAGGUGGAAUAACGACAGCAGGUGGAAUGACGACACAAACUGUGGGUGGAAUGACAACUUCAGAUGAAAUGACGACCACUGCAGGUGGAAUGACGACAGAUGCAGGUGGAACUUCAACAUCUGCAGGUGGAGUGACGACAGCUACAGGAGGAAUGACGACAGCUGGCAGUGGAAUGACAACCACUGCAGGUGGAAUGACGACAGCUGCAGGUGGAGUGACGACAGCUGCAGGUGGAGUGACGACAGUUGCAGGUGGAGUGACGACAGCUGCAGGUGGAAUGACGACAGCUGCGGGUGGAAUGACGAGCACUGCAGAUGGAGCGACGACAGCUGCAGGUGGAGUGACGACAGCUGCAGGUGGAGUGACGACAGCUGCAGGUGGAGUGACGACAGUUGCAGGUGGAAUGUCGACAGCUGCGGGUGGAGUGACGACAGCUGCAGGUGGAGAUGGAAUGUCGACAGCUGCGGGUGGAAUGACGACAGCUGCAGGUGGAAUGACGACCGCUGCAGGUGAAAUGACGACAGCUGCAGGUGGAAUAGCUACUACAAACAAAGGGGGUGUAGGCAGCCCUUCCCAGGCAGACGAACAAACGAUCAUCAUCAUCGCAGUGGUCGUGGCGGCCGCCGUGCUUGUACUGAUACUCGUGACGACCGGUAUAAUUGUGUACGUUCGACGGCAUAACAAGAGUGCCACCUUGUCGUCUUCAAACGUCGAGUUGGCGCCACGGUGAACACUGCAGAAUUAAUUCACACCUUAAACCAUGCGUUAAAGUCACAUGUCUUCUCAUGUGUGAACAUGUACGCAUGCUUUAAGGUACAUAGAUAGGAUUUCGCACAGUGUAGUGACAGUGAAAACUACCGGCUUUACAAAUGUGACUCCAAAGUUGAAAAUGUUAAUCUGUUCAAACAACUGAGGCGUAAUUUCCCUCGGCAAGUAUUGUUUACCUUAGCUUGGAAAUAUGAUCAUUCUAAACAAGAAGUACAUAAUCGUUUGAUAUUAAGUAAUGUAUUAGAGUGUUAGCCCUAUUAAAGGAAUCAAAACAGGACUAUUUAUACACAAAAAGGGAGUAGAUGCAACCAAAAACCAAAAUUUGUCUUCAUUCGUUACACUUUUUGAGAAAGUAGAAUACCACAGGCUCAACAUAUAUAGGUCUUAAUCAAGUUUUAUAUUCUUAUACCUUUAUAAGUUCUAUAUUUGAUACGUUUUGUUGGAGGAGCGAAGGGCUAUGUGAUUGGUCUAUUGACCCACAAAUAGAUUAUUGUUUCCCCUUAUAUAAAGCUACAGAUAGACAAAGGAUAAACUAAGAAAUUUAAAGAUGAACCUAGCUAACUAUAGAAAGAUGAUCCAUAUUGUCCCUUUUUGAUAAGGUGGAUCUAUAUUUUAUACACUGAAAUCUGACAUGAUUUGAUAUAUACUAUCAUAUUGAUUUGUUCACGUUUUGUUAUGAUAAUAAAAUAGAAGUUCAA
This is a messenger RNA of Branchiostoma belcheri (Belcher's lancelet), 1796 nucleotides long. RefSeq names its product spore coat protein SP65-like. Lineage: Eukaryota; Metazoa; Chordata; Leptocardii; Amphioxiformes; Branchiostomatidae. The coding region runs from base 188 to 1060 and encodes 290 amino acids. The record is from RefSeq and is a predicted model, not a curated record. The transcript has 4 exons.